AUGGUUUUCGGUGCCGACAUGUUAACGGUUACAUUGUUGGCUACUCUUGCUUUCGUCUGCGUACAUGCGAGAGGUCCUCUACAGAAUCAAGUAUCUGGUUUAAGCAGUGCAGCUGGAAGCAGUAAUGCUCCACCCCCCGGGUUCUCUGAAACACUAUCUAUUUACGGUCCACCUGAACCGAAACAAACGCCACAAAAACCGCUAGCUACCUACUUUGAGCUCCUUCUCCAACUCUCUACAACAGAUGAAUGGGAGAAAUUCAAUGUCUCUACGACUGACUAUACUACCUGUCAUACGCUUCACCCAGAUGUUAAAGCUAAGAAAUCAAUCUUUCGGGCGGCGUUUAGUUCUACGGGUUCUCGAGAUGCACAAGCAGGAAUAAAAAACAUGGCGUUCCACUUUCCUGAUAAUACGGUACCCCCCGAUAUCAGUAUAAAAGUCUUCCGUAAUGCGCCACCGGUGGCUAAAAGUGGAAGAGUUGCGUCUGCAAGCGUAAAUCCACAGGGUGCAUGCUAUCGAGCGGCUGAGUCUAGAGAGCCACGUGUAAUAAAUAUCAAAGAGUGGGUUGAUAUGAAUGAGGAUGAAAGGCUGGAAUGGUUGAAGCCGAGUUGGUUGGUUCGGUCUUACUACCGACUACGAGCAACGGACCCCUUUCUUGUGAUGCCGCCGCCUUCGAUCAAGGAGAGGGCGAGCUUAGGUAGCCAGCAAGGAAAUCCCCAGACAGGAAGAACUACAAGGGAUCAACCACAAAAAGAAAUCGAUAGGCGCAGGCGGAGGGAUGAAUCCUUCGAAGUCGCGAGAGAAUUAGGAUUUGAAUUCAGAUAA
Orbilia oligospora ATCC 24927 is the source of this 825-nucleotide messenger RNA. RefSeq lists its product as uncharacterized. The record is from RefSeq and is a predicted model, not a curated record. The transcript has a single exon. Bases 1 to 825 code for a protein of 274 amino acids. Lineage: Eukaryota; Fungi; Ascomycota; Orbiliomycetes; Orbiliales; Orbiliaceae.